Paramecium pentaurelia is the source of this 2737-nucleotide messenger RNA. The record is from the annotation of a GenBank genome assembly. Lineage: Eukaryota; Ciliophora; Oligohymenophorea; Peniculida; Parameciidae.
AUGGAUCAUUCUCCAAAUAGACCUUCUGUGUCUCCUUUAUCUAGAACUCGUAUGUAAUCUGAAUAGACCCUCAAAUUACAAGACCUAAAAUAUAAGGAGAAACUAUUGCAAAUGGAUAAGAUAAACGCAAGUACCCAACAUAUUUGUAAUUUUAGAAUUGUAGUCCUAACUUGAUGAGACCCUUUUGGAAUUAGAAAAGGCAAAUAAAAACCUACAUCUUUAGAAUCAGAUGAAGGAAACUUAAGACAAUGAAUAUCUGAGACUUUUGAAGGAAAAUGAAUUACUAAAAGGAGAUCUAUAAUUUAAGCUUCAAGAAAACGAACUAAAUAAGUAGAAGUUAACAUAAUAGAAUAAAUAAUAUUAAUCUUCCCUUGAAAACCUCAAGUAAUACAUUAGCGUUUAAAUUUAGAGAAUAAUAUGAAUAGCUCUAACAGUCAUUAAUGAAUAAGUACAUAAUUGAAAUGAAUUAAAAAUUGCAAGAUCAAAAGCAAUAAUAUGAUCAUUUUAGUAGAUUGUAAAGUGAAAGAUUGAAAGAAAAUGAACAUUUAGAAAAAUAGACACAGGAAUAACUAUUAGAUUGUAAAUAAUAAAUUUAAGAAUUUUUAAUUAAAAUAAGUGAAUAAAAACAAUAAAUUGAAUCACUCCAAAAAUAAUCCAAUAUUGAAAAGUAGAUUAUAGCUGAUAAAGAAUUAUAAGAGUAGCUUCUCCUGAAAAAAAUAGAAUAAAUUCAAAUAGAACUUAGUAGAGUGACUACUGAUUUAGAUAUUUCAAAAGAGAAAUACAUCAGAUUGGAAAAAUAAUAUGAAGAAAGCAUUACUAAUAUAGUAUAAAGUAAAGAUUAAUAAGCUGAAGAAUAAACUACAAAAUUAUAUUAAUAACAUGAAUAAUCUAUUCAAAAUUUGACAUAACAAAAUUAAGAUAUUUGGAAAUAGCUAUAAGAAUUAAAAUCAAUAAAUCAAGUUUAAUAGAAAGAGAUUACAAGAUUGUCUCAUACAAAUCAAUAAUAAGAAUAAGACAUAAUUGAAAAGGAUAAGAAAUUAAAAGAUUUAUCAUUAAAUACAAAUUAAUCAUCUGAAUAAUGUAUUAUUCUUCAAUAACGUUUGCUUUAAACUGAACAAGCAUUGCAAUUAUAUAAAUCUUAAUUAGAUGAUUUCAAAUAAACUAGAGGUGAUUUUGAAUAAAGGAUGAUGGAAAGAAGCAAAGGAAUAUUGAGAUAAAAAGAAUAAGAAUUUUAAUAAAUUCAAUAAUUGAAUGAACUAAGAAUUUCUGAAUUGACUUAGGAAAUUGAAAGAAUGGAAAACGAACAUUAAAAUUAAAGUUUUAAAUAGUUACAAGAGAAGCUUAUGGGAGAAUCUAAUAUAAAGUCCUUAUAGGUGAAAAUUGCUGGAAUUGAAGAAUAGAAUUCUACUUUAUUAUAAUAACUAGAAGAAACAAGACAAGAAUUGUUACAAAAAUCAACAAUAUCUGAAAAUUUGAGUGUUCAAUUGAACAAAGAAAAAACCUAUAAUUAAACAACUCUAAGAAUAUAAAAGAAUUAGAUGUCUGAUUUGUAACAAAAAUUAAAAGAAUAUUAAGUAGAAGUGGAUAGAUUAUCAAGUGAUGUUAGGGAAAGAGAUGAUAUAUUAGAAAGUCAAAGAAUUUAAUUUGUGAAUGAGAAAAAUGAAUUAGAACAGUAAAUCAAAAUUAUAUUUGAUAAGAUGGGUUAGUAAAGAUCACGAAUUUAAGAAUUAGAUGAUCAAAAUUAUUAAUAAUAAUGUCAAAUUCAAAAACUUUCUGUAGAAAAAGAUAAAUUAGAGAAGGAUCUUAAAUAAUUAAACAUUACAACUUCUGAGUAAAUCAGAAGACAAUAGGAACAAAUAACAAACUUUAGUAAAUAAAUUGAGGAAAACUAAUAAACAAUUCUUCAAAAUGAAGAACAAAUAUAAAACGAAGAAACAUAGAUUGCAGAACUAUAAAGUUAACUUGAAGAAUAAUAUGCUCAAAAUUAAUAAUUAACCAAAGAAGUUACAGAAUUAAAUGAUGAAUUAGAAGAAACUAGAUAAGAUAGAGAGGCUAAGAUUUAAGAAAUGGACUAAUGGAAGAGAUAAUUUAAAUAAAAUAAUGUUCCUUUAUCUGACUAUGAUUAAGUAAAAAAAGAAGCUGAACAAUAUAAAAUUAAAUCAAUGGAUCAAGAAUAAUUAAUCAAUAAAUUAGAAACAUAAUAAUAAGCUAAUUAUAAAGAGAUUAAUCACUUAUAAGAAGAAUUAUCAUAAUAUAAAUCAAAUUACCAAGAUAUUCAAUAAUAAUUAGUUAAUAAAAAAAAAGAGAAUGAUAAUAUGAGUACAGAAUUAGAAAAUUUGAAAAGAGAAUAACAAAGAACAUUGAAUUAAUUAAAGGAUAUUGAAUAAAGAGAUUAAUAGAAUAGUGAAUAAGUAAUUAAAUAAAAGAGAGAAAUUUAAAGAUUGUAAAUAUUGAUAUUUAAUUAUUAGGAAUGAUGAUAUGGAAACUAAAAAUAGACAGUUAGGCAAUAUGGAAUAAUAAUUAAAUAAAAAAUUUGAUGAAGUAGCAGCUAAAUAAAGAGAGAUUGAGGAAUUGAAGAGAAAAUUUCAAUAAGAUGCUCUUGGUAGAAUGACUACAAGUCCUUCUUAAAAAUCUGUGAUGAUGGCUUCAUAAAAUGUAUAAAAUUAAUUUAAAUUAGAUGGCUGCUCGUUCUACUGCUAAAGGAUUAACUACAAAAAUAUAAGAUUAAUAAAAUUGA